UUGUAUGCCUGGAAGUAGGAACGUCAAAGACCAGAGAUGGUUGAGCAACCCUAGUUCAGCACCGGCUUGGCAGGUUUACGAAGUUUUUAUUUCUUUUUUGAAGAAAAAUUGCAUUGACUGUGGCAGAGAGAUGUGCAUGUACAUGAAGAUGAGCUUCACAGACAAACUCCUGAUCCUGCUCAUUCUUUCUUCUCUGCUCUCUGCCCAGCUAAGCAGUGAUUUUGACUCUAGGAUGUCUUUCAUCCAGGAGCCCACUCCAUACACCUCCAAUGUAAGCUCUACAGAAGAAGAGGAGCUUGCUGGCAGCAGACAGCCUCCCAGUGUGAGCACAAACCCUCAAGUAGCAGUAGAAGAAGAAGAGCAAGCCUGGUCUGUGCCUGGAAAUUACCUAUAUACCAGUGACGCCUCUCUUCUGAGUUCCUCAAGAUGCCGUAAUUCUUUCCAGUUGACUGCACAGCCUGGUGCUAUACCACAAGACAUCAAAGCCCACCUCUAUGAGCCUUCAGUAUCCUUGACCAACACUGUGAACUUCCUCAAUCUUAUUUUUCAGGCAAGUGAACUGAGGGAGACAAGCGUAAGGGAGGACAUAGAGUGGUACCAUGCGCUGAUCCGGUCCAUGCUUGUUGGUGAAAGGCCUGGCCUAUUAAGAAAUGCUCUGCUAAGCUUUGAUGCUGAUCCUACAGCACCUCAACCACAGCUGGUGCUCUGGGCCUCCAAGGGCUCAUCUCUGGACAUCUACCUACAGGACCUCACUAUGGCCUGGGAAAAACUUCACUUAUUGCCCCAUGGCUUUAAUCAGACCUUACUGAAGUCCAACAGCCCAUUCUUUCCUGGCCUGUCUAAACAGGUCCUGCUGAAUGACCUCAGCACCUUGGACACACCCAAGUGGGCACAUGGGGGCACCUAUGUAUCUAACCGCAGUGGACUGCAGUGGGGGGAGGCCCCAUUCUUGGAGUGUAAGGAAGGGCGCUACCUGCCUGGGUGGCUGCUUACACUUUCUAUGCCUUUUUAUGGGCUGAAGCCAGACCUCAGUCCUGAGUUCAGAGGUGUGAUCCGUGUAGAUGUGAAUAUCCAGGACUUUGAUGUAAACCAGUGUGCCGCUGGGGAUUUCUGGUUUGCUGACACACAUCAGUGUAACCGUACCAGCAUGGAGUGUGAGCCAAUACCUAGGCAGGGGUUUCGUCUUGGUCAGUACUGCUGCCGAUGUAAAGAGGGAUACUACAGCUUGCCAGCGGUCACAGAUGACCAAUUGAACGAUGGUUCCCAGGGCUGUUACCCAGUGAUGCCAGUGUGUGUGCCCUGCUGGCCAGGUUGUAAGCGGUGUCAGGAUGGUUCCCCAUGCUGGGUUCAGGAGGACUGGCACCUGAGAGCGGUGCUGCUAACAGUGCACGGCUUCUUCAUGGCACUAGUGCUUAUCAGCAUGCUGAGAGUGUAUCAAUGCCGGAGGACAAGACCGAUUCGAACAUCUGGUCUCCUGUUGCUGGAGAUUAUUCUCUUUGGGUCUCUGCUCCUUUACUUUCCUGUUUUGAUAAUAUAUUUCAAACCCAGCACAUUUCGCUGUAUCCUGCUGCGUUGGGUCCGCUUGCUUGGCUUUGCCGUUGUUUACGGCACCAUCACGCUGAAAAUGUACAGACUUCUGAAUGUAUUUCUUUCAUGCACCGCCCAGAGAGUCCCGUACAUGACCAGUACCAGUGUGCUCAGGAUGCUGGGAGUGAUGGUACUCACAGUGAAAUGGUUUUUGUGUGCUUGGACUGUGGGGGUCCUUCAAAACCAGGAUCGCAACAUCCCUCUGCUGAUUACAUUAACCACCGCAGAUGGGCAGAGUUUCAGGGUGUGCGAUUUGGACCGGUGGGAUUACAUGAUGGCUGUGGCCGAGCUGCUGUUCUUGUGCUGGGGAAGCUCCCUAGGCAGUGCGGUGAAGUCUGUGCCCUCUGCCUUCCACGAGCCUCGCUACAUGGGCAUCGCCAUCCACAACGAACUGCUUUUCUCCACCGUGUUUCAUCUGCUCAGGUUCAUAAAGCCAUCUCUACACCCUGACUGGAUGCUCUUGCUGUUCUUUUUCCACAUACAUGUCACAAUCAGUGUAACACUUGGCCUGCUUUUCUUUCCUAAGUUCCUUCACAUAUCUCAGUUCAUAAAAGAGGAUAUUGCUUCAGAGAUGUAUGAGGAUGAAGUGGACCUACGGCGUUCAUGUUUACAUCUGAAUAAUAGUUUUACAUCUGCCUGCUGGAGUGACCACAACCUGGACCCUGAUGACAUUCGGGGUGAGCUGAAGAAACUUUAUGCUCAGUUGGAAGUCCAUAAGACCAAGAAAAUGGAAAAGAAGAACCCACACCUGCAGAAAAAGCGCAGCUCUCGCAUCCUGCUUGGCCGAUCCCUUAUUAGGCGGAUAGCUGAGAUCCCAGAAAGCAUGAGUCGGCAGGGUAGCCGUAAAGAUAAGGACACUUCAGGAGCUGGAGGACCACAAAAAGGAUCUGGCCUGGCAACUUCUGAAAGCACCCGUGUCAUUAUGAGGAAUGAGACAGCAAAGCUGCCAUCACCAGAGGUACAAAAGUGUGUGGCACUGAAGGAUACCUCACUGAUAAAUCCUUCACUGAAAAGCUGUAUGACCAAAAGGGCCUCGGAGACGGAGUCCAUCGACACAGCACCACUUUUCUGCAAGUCGGUCAGUGCUCAAAACCUAGCCGUAGACAACAACUUUCUACACCCCCUGCCCACCCGGGUUCAGAAAUCAUUUAGUUUUACAGAAAAGCACAAGGAUCAUUAUCCUCUUUCUUCUACUAAGAGCAUGGUGGACACAUCAGAUGUUUUUAAAACAAGCCCAAAAGACUGUUCGUUGGACAAGGCUGAGGUUAAAAAACAGCCCACAGACUCAAACAUGUCAAACCAAAAACAAGUCUCUGAGCAAGAAACCCUAACAUCAAAGGUUUCAUCACCUCCUUCACUACUAUAUGUUUGCCCUUGGGAAUUUGCCCCUUCCUUGCCUUCUACUGUGGCAAAGGGUGAGAGCGUUCUAGAUUCAGAUGUUGAAUCUUCAAGACCAAAACCCCCAAUCUCCUCAAGUGCUCCAGGAUCACCAUAUAUAUUUGCCAAGCCAAUGGCCCGCUGUGGUUUCUCUUUCCAUUCUGCUACCCAGACCGUCCUUUUAGCAAGGGGCUUGGUGGCUAAAAAAGGGAAUGGCAGUAAGUAUAGCGGUAAAAAUGAACUUAAUAAAGAAGAGGGUACAUCACAACAAACAAGAUCAAUGACUCUAAGCAGUGCAAUAAAGUCAGUGAAAAAGACACCAGAAACACCAAUACCGUCUAUGACUUAUGAUUCAAAACCUUGCCUUGUGAAACAGGCAGCAAUAAGAGAAUCACCAGAGAGGAACUCCACAUGCAAUAUCCCACCACAUAUCCACCUGUGGGAGUCAGAGGACAUGCCGUAUGAAAAUAUAAUACAUAGUCAAAACAGUGGCAAGUGCAGACUGUGUCCAACUUCUUCUUUGUCUGUUCCAAGAUCAACAGUGUAUCGAUGGGAUGUUCCAAACAAAACUUUUCAACAAAGCAGCGAUGCUGAUAUUUGCCCCUGGGAAGUAAAGCAGCAAGAUCAUUUACAACCCAAAGAUUUUUAUGCUGAUGAUGGUUUGAAUUGUGAAGCAGACAGCAAGCAAAUGCAAAUAACAACAGGGGAUGAGGGAAUUUAUCCAUGGGGAUCCCUAGGAGAGGCAUCAAGAGUCAGUAAUAGGUCCAGGAACAGAACUGAGCAACAUCACAGCCAUACCGAGGCAGAAGUGUUCCCUUGCAAUGUUAUACAAGAUUCUGCCAAAUCAGUUUCUGAGGCAACAAAACCAACCGAGAGAGUUAUUUAUGUUAAUGCUCAUCCAGACACAAAGAAGCAGAGUCUGGGGAAACAAGAGAUACUCCGAACUGACGUCUGUCCAUGGGAAACGAGUGACACGUGUACAAAUCCAGAGAUAAUGUGUGUUGAUGUAUAUCCCUGGAAAUUAGAUGCCAUGUUAGAAAAAUGCUCAGAAACAAUAAGGGGAAUUGAUUCAAAAAGUUUAACUACGCCUAGUCCAAGGCAUCUCUUAACAAAACAGAUUACCACUACUGCGGCUAUGGAUAUAUGCCCAUGGGAUUUUCCUGAGGGAUUUUCCUGCCAAUGGAAAUCAGAGAAAACAGAUGCUGAGAAACCAAGAGCUGAUGUUAAGAAAACUACAGCAACGCCAGAUCCACUGACUAAACAGGUGAUAAGCACAGCAGAAACUUGUCCAUGGGAUUUCCCUGAGGCACCACCUAUUGAGAAAGAAGUCUAUCUACUGGAGUCAGGGGAAACAUCUCUGCAACCAAAACAAGAAAAAGAAGACAUGGGAUUGCCUUCACAAGUAUCCACAACGAACAAAACAGAUAGUCGUUCCCAGGAAGCGGAGGCGUCUGAGAGGUCGGAAGGUAUUAACAUAACAAAGGGGGCAGAUGCUUCAGUCCUACAAAAAGAAAGCAUGCAUGCCAAAAUCUGUCUUUGGGAAAACAUUAGGCUGGAGAGUGUACAGCCAGUGAAAUCACCACAAAAACAAAUAACUCCACAUGUUAAUGUAGAGCCAUUAAAUACAGGUGAGCCUGAGAAGCAAAUCCAAAAAAUCCAAGCUGUUUAUUCUGAUAUUUGUCCAUGGGAAACAGAACAGUCUUUAAAAGCAACUCAAAGUCAAAAUAACCUUCAAGCACAGGAACUGGAGGUCUCAGGAACAUCCACAAUGCAAGCAAGUGUCUGUAUAGAUAUUUCUGACCCGGCAAGUACAAAGAACAGCAUCAGUUAUAAGACAGAAGAAGAUACCAGUGCACAUGCUGCACAAGGGGCGAGGGCUAAUCGGCCUCUCACUCGAUGUGAUGCAUUGUGUCCAUGGGAAAUGAAAGCAUCUAGUACUGAGCAUGCUAACUCAGAUAUCUUCACAUGGGAAGAACCCAUAGCAGAAGAAGAAAGUGAUGCAGAAACAGCAGCAGAGGCCUUUAUUUUCCCACCUGACUUAUAA
Hemibagrus wyckioides is the source of this 5008-nucleotide messenger RNA. It is a transcript of the gene gpr179, whose product is annotated as G protein-coupled receptor 179. Gene Ontology annotation, molecular function: G protein-coupled receptor activity. The coding region runs from base 5 to 5008 and encodes 1667 amino acids. Gene Ontology annotation, biological process: G protein-coupled receptor signaling pathway. Lineage: Eukaryota; Metazoa; Chordata; Actinopteri; Siluriformes; Bagridae. The record is from RefSeq and is a predicted model, not a curated record. Gene Ontology annotation, cellular component: membrane. The transcript has 11 exons.